UCACUUCACAAAUUUGAUACAAAGCUGAUAACAUCUUUGAUUGGCAGCCCACUACAAUAUCCUGUGAGCCAGAAUGAAUUCCACGGACACUGACAAUGAAAGCUCCACUAUAGGACCUACUAGCAGUCCUGUAUAUGACUACUCUUAUGAGUACUCUUCUAUCGACUACGAUAUCAUAGACUUAUAUGCUCCAUGUCAAUAUAAGCGACAUGGUGCCACUUUUCUUCCUACCAUCUACACCAUUUUCUUCCUGCUGGGCGUUCUGGGUAACUCUCUGGUCUUCUGGGUCAUUAGUUGUGGGGUGCGACUCCGCAGCAUGACUGAUGUGUGCUUAUUAAACUUGGCCAUCGCUGACCUCCUUUUGGUGUGUUCCCUGCCCUUCCUAGCCCACCAAGCCUGGAACCAAUGGGUGUUUGGGGAUAUUAUGUGCAAAGUGGUCUUGGGCAUUUAUCAUAUUGUCUUUUACUGUGGGAUCUUUUUUAUCAGUCUAAUGAGCAUUGAUCGGUACCUGGCUAUAGUGCAUGCUGUUUAUGCUUUGAAAGCACGUACACGCUCCUUUGGAAUGAUUGCAGCUGCUGUUACGUGGCUGGCGGGAUUUCUGGCUUCUUUUCCUGAACUGAUCUUCCUCAAAGAGCAAGUCGUUGCUUCAGGGGAAAAAGUUUGCUCUCCUGGGUUUCCCCAACCAAAACAGGAUCCUAACAAUCUCCACUACUGGGAGAUCUUCAGCCUCUUUAAAAUGAACGUUGUGGGUCUACUUGUACCGAUGGGCAUCCUGGGUUUCUGCUACUCACAGAUCAUCUGGAGGUUGCUGAACAGCCAGUCAUCCAAGAAACAAGCCAUCCGCCUUGUUCUCAUAGUGGUAGCUGCUUUCUUCUGGUGCUGGAUCCCCUACAACGUUACAUCAUUUUUCAAAGCACUGGAGCUCAGACAAAAUUAUACAACAUGUGAAAGCAGCCAAACCAUCAGACUGGCUUUGCAAAUCACAGAGGCCAUUGCUUACUCUCACAGCUGCCUUAAUCCCAUCCUGUAUGUGUUUGUCGGGGAGAAGUUCAGGAGGCACCUGGUGCGGAUGAUAAACAGAACUCCCUGCAGACUGUGCCAGAUGAUCAAAGUCUUCAUACCACAGGACAGAAUCUCUGCAUCAGUCUACUCACAAACUACCAGCGUGGAUGAGAGGAACACUGCGGUGUAAACUAGGACAUUUGGCGGAUGUGCUUUUUUUUUUUUUAACCAUUACAUGUAUGUGCUUGUGGUCAGCUCCAAAAUGAGGACAUGCCCAGUAAAAAUAGAGUGUUGUGGCCCAUUGCUCAUUUCUAAAAUGUUUAGCACUUAUGAAUGCACGCAGGUGUGUAUUAUAUACAAUGUAUCUUCUUUAUUUUUUAACCACAGAUAAAUUUUUUUUUUAAUUAAUGUCUUUGCACUUUUAUAAGUUGUAAAACAUACAAAACAACACGGUAAAUAUGAUUUUGAAUAUUUUGCUCUGUCAAGAAGGAGAUUGUUUGUAUUUUGACCUGUGACGAUGAGUCAGAGAUUGUUGUCAUUUACGAUCUUUUUAAUCACAUGCCGAAGGUUAGCACGAAACUGUGUCAACUACAACAUCUGCCAGCAGUGUCAGUAACGUCAUUCAGUUGAAAGGGGGAACACACCAUUAUGAAAAAUUUUACGCCAUAGUAGCCUACAUUUUUAUUCAAACAUGAUGACCCCCCCCCCUCAAAGCUGCACCCGCUGCAUCAGACUGUGCACAGGAAAUUGUGUUUGGUGCAACUUGCAGAUUCAGCAGUGCAGGAUGCUUAGCAUCAUUAGCAGAAGAUUUGCACUUUACCCAACAUGAAAACCACAACCUGAAGGAGGAAGUAUGUAACCAAGCUGUUUAACCUUUGCAGUCUUUGUGCACAUUUGUUGCCGAGUGACUUCAUAGUUCUGUCAGUUUUUCAAAUGAUAUUAGUCAGCCUUACAAGAAAGAAGUCAUUUAAAAAAACAAAACAAAAAAAAAGAUAAAAAAAUAAUAAUAAUAAAUAAAAAAAACCUUUUUAAGUUUUAAAGGAGCACAUAAGUCACAUAUAAAUCACUCAAGUUUGUUGAAGAGCUGCAGAUGGACAACUUAUCCUGCCAGUUUACAGGGGUCAUUUACAGAAGUUUAUCAGUGCUGGAAACUCAGUGGGCAUUCAGACACUUCUUCCUGCUCAGGCACCAGAAUUUGUUCCUUUAACUUCAAUGCAAAGACUAUAAUUGCAGGAUGCAUUUUACUGACAUUGUUUGGAUCCACAAGGCCUCUUAGAGAAGGGUAGGAUUUGAUUCUGCUGCACAUUUGCAUCCCAUGUGUAACAUUUGGGCCAAUGUGUUACGCAGCGCUCUCCACCACCAUCAUGAAAAUGUUGUUCCACACUCCAGCAGACUUCCAGAGACUGGGAGAAUCAAUCCCAGAGGUGUCCCAGCACCUUUCUAAGCAACUUUAUGUUGGGUCGUACUUUAAUUAGUUACAGUACUCACCUGUAUUAUGUUUUUUGUUUUUUCUUUUCUUUGCUUCAGUUUCUGGUACAGUUUCAGUUUUUCUGAUAGUUUUUGUGACAUGCUUUCAGACACAUGGGAUUUCUGCCGGAUUUCUGUCAAAUCGAUGCAGCUGGUGGAGGCACAGGGAUUAUGAAAUAAUUUUUGGGAAAGUUAAAUAUUUGAUUUUCAUAAUGUAGGAAAUAGUUAAAGAAUGGUCCAGAUGUUUUGUUUCUAGAUAUUUGAUGCUUAUGUCUAUUUAAAAUAAUGGAUUCAUCAUGAACCCAGAUCAAAAGGAAGGUCUCACAUUUCUUUUACAAAUGUGGCGUCACUGUAUCAUUGAGGGAGUGUGCCUGGUGAAAAGGUGUGAUCUAACCACAACCUUCCUCUCUGUGCUACUUUUACUUUUUGUCACAACUACUUCCACAGAAUAAGGAGCAUCUGCACUGGUUAAUAGUGGUGGAAUUGAACCUUCUUGUAAU
This is a messenger RNA of Archocentrus centrarchus (flier cichlid), 2969 nucleotides long. Its product is annotated as C-C chemokine receptor type 5-like. Gene Ontology annotation, molecular function: C-C chemokine binding; C-C chemokine receptor activity. Gene Ontology annotation, biological process: immune response; calcium-mediated signaling; cell chemotaxis. Gene Ontology annotation, cellular component: external side of plasma membrane; membrane. Bases 74 to 1192 code for a protein of 372 amino acids. The record is from RefSeq and is a predicted model, not a curated record. The transcript has 2 exons. Lineage: Eukaryota; Metazoa; Chordata; Actinopteri; Cichliformes; Cichlidae.